GUGCAAUGCCAAAUGUGCACGUUGGAGCUAAAACCUUGAUUGAAAUAAAAACAGAAACAGGGAUUUUCCUCGAAGUGGAGCAGGUUUCUCAACUUCAGUGUGACUCGCCCAACUCUUGACAAACAAAGCACUCCCACCUGCCUCUGCCAGAGAAAAGCACUGAGGACCGAAGUGCAGAACCAGCUCGGGGAUUUACCACGCGCCUUUAUCCAGUUAUAAUGAAAAGGAUAUUUUUAUUGCUUCUCUUCUGUCAGGUUUCAUCUCAAGUGAAACACUCCCUGACGUAUUUCAUAACUGCAUCGACCGGAGUCCCAAACUUCCCUGAGUUUGUGGGUGCCGGAGUAUUUGAUAAAAUUCUGGCGGGUUACUGUGACACCAACAUCAUGACAGUAGAACCGAAACAGGACUGGAUGAAAAGUAUAUUUGAAAAUGAUCCUCAGCACUUGGAGUUUUACAACGAAGAGUGUUUUGGGACUCUGCAUAACUUCUUCAAAGCCAUGACUUACACUUUGAAGCAGCGCUUCAACCAAACUAGAGACGGCCAUGUUUUACAGAGGAUGAGCGGCUGUGAGUGGGACGAUGAGACUGGAGAGGUCAAUGGUUUUAUGCAGUUUGGUUAUAAUGGAGAAGACUUCAUAUCACUGGACCUGAAGACAUUGACGUGGAUCGCUCCGAAACCACAGGCGGUCAGCACCAAACUGAGAUGGGAUGCUGAGAAAACAACGUUAAAGUACUAUGAGAUUUACCUCACACAGAUGUGCCCCGAGUAUCUGAAGAUGUACAUGGCCUUUGGCAAGAGCUCCCUGCAGAGAACAGAGCGUCCCUCAGUGUCUCUCCUCCAGAAGUCUCCCUCCUCUCCGGUCAGCUGCCACACCACAGGUUUUUACCCUGACAGAGCCGUGAUGUUCUGGAGGAAAGACGGAGAGGAGCUUCAUGAGGGCGUUGACCACGGAGAGAUCCUCCCCAACCACGAUGGGACCUUCCAGAUGAGCGUUGACCUGAACGUUUCAUCAGUCCCACCGGAAGACUGGGACAAGUACGAGUGUGUGUUUCAGCUCUCUGGUGUUGGAGACGACAUUGUCACCAAACUGGACAAAGCGGUGAUCAGGACCAACUGCGUUUCUCCCUCAGAGUUUCCUGCUGGUGCUGUUACUGGAGUCGUUGUAGGACUGCUGCUGCUGGCUCUCUGCAUCACCGGACUCUUCAUCUGGAGAAGGAACAAUAAUGGAUUCAGGCCUGCAAACUCUUCAGACUCUUCGUCCUUUCAAACCUCUUCGCUCAAAGAUACAGCUCUUGACUGAUCACACUAUCCAGUGAGGAUUAGAAGAGGAAACAUAACUCCAUUAAAGCUACUGUGACUGUGAUAUUUUAUUAAAUUUUUACUAACAUUUAUUAUAUUUGCAUGAACAAAACUUGUUUUUAUCAAACAUGAACAACAUCACAUCAAACUGGGUGAGUGUGAAUUCAUAGAUCAGUUUUUUUGUUUGUCUUAGGUUGUUGUGGAUAUGGUGAUGAGAGUUAACAGGAAGAUUUUUUUUAAUUUUAUUUAUCCGUUAUUUAGCCAGGAAGGUCUCAUGAAGAUACAAAAUCUCAUCCUCCAGGGAGUCCUGGUGGCAAUGGCUUAGUUAGCACAGAGCAAUCACUGCAGCUGGCAGAGACCAGAGACAUGAAACAAGAAAGGACACAGAAGCGUUAUAUCUGUAGGACUACUCGGGUCUUUAGAUUUUUAAUUUGUGUCAUUCCUGGAUCUGUUUUUUAGCUAAAUUUGAUCACUUCCGUUGACUUUUAUCUCUUUAUUGUUAUUUAAAAAACGAACAACCAAACUUCAACAUAUUACCUCUCUUACUAACUUUAUAAUUUAAUUUGAAUGGUUAACUAAUGGACUUCUUACCUGUGGUCUAUAGAAUGGGAUUUAUUUUUGCAACAGAUCUGGCACUCUUAGACUACUGAAUUUUGUAAAAAAAAAAAAAAAAAAAUUAACUCCAGACUGAUCAUUAUUUUAAAUGUGAAUGAAUGUGCUUACAUGUUUACCGUUUUUAGGUGAGCUGCUAUGUUUUCUUUUGUUUUGCUGAUUUUUAGCAUCAUCUGUUGAAGGGAUCUGUUGCUCUCUCUGAAGUUAAAACUCAAACCUGAUAUUGUUCAAAAAUGACUCAAAUUAUGAAUUAAAUUCUCUCCAUAAAA
This is a messenger RNA of Plectropomus leopardus (leopard coralgrouper), 2181 nucleotides long. NCBI's taxonomy places the organism in Eukaryota, Metazoa, Chordata, Actinopteri, Perciformes, Serranidae. The record is from RefSeq and is a predicted model, not a curated record.